UGCACCUUGCCAUCUCUUAUUCUUUACUAGCAAAUCAAAGCAACAUGAGCGCAGUUUUAUUCCUCACCUUUGUUUGUUGCAUUGGAGCACAAAACAUUCGGCAGCCAAAACGUUUGCAAACCUCUAAACUGGGUGAUAACAUCACUAUUGAGUGCUACUUACCCAAGAAAGAUUUUAACAAUAUAGUGUGGUACAAGCAGGAGAUGGGAAUGAACCUUCACAUCAUUUCAAAAAGUUACAUUUACCUGACUAAGGUUGAUUUUACUGAUGGAUAUAAUGAUGGUCGUUUUAAUGUAACAAUAAGCACAGGCAUUUAUCAUUUACACAUUUCCUUGACAAAAAAGGAAGACAUAGCAACAUACUUUUGUGGAGUGAUAACCCUAGGAGAACUGGAUUUUGGACCUGGAACAUUUUUGAUGCUUAACGAAGAGCACACCUCAACAACAGUUCUUCAGGAGCCUAUUUCAGAUACAGUUCACACUGGAGACAACAUUACUCUCGCGUGUAGAGUGCAAACAGUAGAUCAGAAAUGUAAAGGACACCAUGCUUACUGGUUCAGAGAGGAUGCAGAAGAAUCCGGUCCCGGCAUCAUUUACACUGAUGGAGAUAUGAAGAAACAUGAAGAGAGCUGUAAAGUUGAUUCUACUACACAAACCUGCAUUUACAGCCUCACAAAGAGGAACCUCAGCCUUUCUGAUGCUGGUACUUACUACUGUGCUGUACUCGCAUGCGGCAAGAUACUGUUUGGAAAUGGAACUUCUCUGGAAAUCAGCUCAAUAUCUGAUAGCAAGUUGACAACAAGUCCUUUGUUUCUCAUACUGGUUUCAUCAAACAUAAUUUCUAUGCUAAUAAUGAUCUUACUCAUGGCUGUGCAAUGUAAAGACCAAGGCAACUCAUCAGUCAACAGAUCUUGUAAUCAAGAGACAUCUGAAGGUACUCAGGUUGGAGAUGCAGAUGUCUUGACUUACACAUCUGCGAGUUUCAGCAGUAAAUCACGGCCCUCUAAAAGUGUUAAACAACACAACAUUUCCCAGCAUACUGAUGUCUAUUCACAGAUCCGGUCCUAACAGAGGAACCACUGGAAAACCUAAACUUGUUUUCUGUACUUUAGCCAAUGAAUAAAGCAUGAUGAACUAAACAGUACAAGAUACAAUCAAAUGUACGAUAAAAUAUUAUGCUAUACAAUAUCUAUUAUAAUAUAGCUGUUGUCUGAAUAUGGCAAUCAUUGAGUCUGCAUUUACGGUGGAACAAAUAAUAAAAAUUCUUGCUAUUAAAAUAUUUUGCCUUUGACAUUUCCUCCCUUGGCUGAUCUCUGUUUUGGAAGAAGAAGAAAAAAUCCUUUAUCUUUUGCAAACUAAUA
Molecule: messenger RNA, 1360 nt
Organism: Onychostoma macrolepis
Lineage: Eukaryota; Metazoa; Chordata; Actinopteri; Cypriniformes; Cyprinidae
Exons: 6
Coding region: 45-1067 (340 amino acids)
Biological process (GO): response to bacterium
Source: RefSeq, a predicted model, not a curated record